Drosophila gunungcola (fruit fly) is the source of this 3336-nucleotide messenger RNA. RefSeq names its product LIM/homeobox protein Lhx3 (gene Lim3). Gene Ontology annotation, biological process: neuron differentiation; regulation of transcription by RNA polymerase II. NCBI's taxonomy places the organism in Eukaryota, Metazoa, Arthropoda, Insecta, Diptera, Drosophilidae. The record is from RefSeq and is a predicted model, not a curated record. Gene Ontology annotation, cellular component: nucleus. The transcript is spliced from 8 exons. Gene Ontology annotation, molecular function: RNA polymerase II transcription regulatory region sequence-specific DNA binding; DNA-binding transcription factor activity, RNA polymerase II-specific. The coding region runs from base 595 to 2202 and encodes 535 amino acids.
UUGUAUUUUUGGGGCUAAAGUUUUUACGUUUUACAAAUAUUGUAAUGCUCUUGGAAUUUUUGUGGAAUGAGAUCAGGAGAGAGAUAUACACAUGCGCAUGGCCAAAAAACAAGCAUAAAAAUGUCGACGCUGUCGCUUUUGGCGUUGUCGCCUUGUUGCCAUUGUUGUCCUGCCAUUCAGGGCUGGCUGUAUGCAUUUUACCAUAUCAUUUGUGUCACAUUAAGAUCAAUUGGUAAACACACACACACACACACGCACACACACUCGUACACUUAUAUCACGCAUACGCAUAGCAUACCCAUAUGGGCGGCCAAAAGGCAAGCGGCAUAAAAAGUAUCGUUAAAAGCUCACAGUCCAAAUAAAAGCGUGAAAAAGUGGGCAAAAUACAAAAAAAAAAGAAAAAAACGAAACGAAAGAAGUCGACACGACAAAGAAAGUAAAUAAAGAUGCAGCGCGGCAAAUAGAGGAUUCCUGGCCAGUGUUGCCAUGUCCAGGGUUGUCGCUGAGCCCAAACAACCGUGUGCUAAUUGAAAUACAUAAGCUAACUGAAAUAUAACUCAUACGACGCGUGUACAAAUCACCGGCCUCUUAGCAAUGAUGCAAACCCUGAAACCACCGCCACCGCUACACCAUCAUCACCAGCAUCAGCAGCAGCCACAUCAACACCAGCAGCAUCCGCAGUUGCAGCACCCGCAGUUGCAGCAGCAGCAGCAGCAACAACAACAGCAGCAACAGCACCUGACAGUCAUGGAUAAUCAUCAGCAACAUCAGCCGCAUAUCCAUCAGCAACAGCAACAGCAGCAGCAGCAACAAUUGCCACCCACGCCGCAGGCAUCGCACCUGGUCGGUGGGCAGCAGCAGCAGCAACAGCAGCAUCCGCACCACAAUCACCUGGCUGUCGACCAGGAUGACCCAAAUCCCGAACUAGUGCUCGCCUUAAUUUCCAGGAACCGUGCGCUCGAGGCUACGAUCCCGAAGUGCGGUGGCUGCCACGAGCUGAUCCUGGACCGUUUUAUCCUCAAGGUGCUGGAGCGGACGUGGCACGCCAAGUGCCUGCAGUGCAGCGAGUGCCAUGGCCAGCUGAAUGACAAGUGCUUCGCGAGGAACGGCCAGCUGUUCUGCAAGGAGGACUUCUUCAAGUCGAACAGACGUUACGGUACAAAGUGUUCCGCUUGUGAUAUGGGCAUACCGCCCACGCAGGUGGUGCGUCGUGCCCAGGACAACGUCUACCAUCUGCAGUGCUUCCUGUGCGCCAUGUGCUCCCGCACCCUGAACACGGGCGACGAGUUCUACCUGAUGGAGGAUCGCAAGCUCAUCUGCAAGCGUGACUACGAGGAGGCCAAGGCCAAGGGCCUCUAUUUGGAUGGCUCCUUGGAUGGCGAUCAGCCGAAUAAGAGGCCGCGCACCACGAUCACCGCCAAGCAGCUGGAGACCCUGAAAACCGCCUACAACAACAGCCCCAAGCCCGCCCGACAUGUACGUGAGCAGCUCUCGCAGGACACGGGCCUGGACAUGCGGGUGGUGCAGGUCUGGUUCCAGAACAGGCGGGCCAAGGAGAAACGACUGAAAAAGGACGCGGGCCGCACGCGCUGGAGCCAAUACUUCCGCUCAAUGAAGGGCAACUGCUCGCCACGCACCGACAAAUUCCUCGACAAGGAUGAGCUGAAGGUCGACUACGACAGCUUCAGUCACCACGAUCUGAGCAACGACAGCUAUAGCACCGUCAAUUUGGGUCUGGAUGAGGGCGCCUCGCCGCACAGCAUCCGCGGCUCCUACAUGCACGGCAGUUCGAGUCCGUCGCAAUUUCCGCCGAGCAGUCGCUCCCCGCCGCCAGUUGGCCAGGGUCACACGUUCGGCUCCUAUCCGGAUAACAUUGUCUACACCAAUAUAGAUCAAGCGGUGGGCUCUAGUUUGCAUGUCAACAAGUCGCACCAUCGCCUGCACAGUAGCAACAAUGUGUCCGAUCUGAGCAACGAUUCUAGUCCCGAUCAGGGAUAUCCCGAUUUUCCGCCCAGUCCGGAUUCCUGGCUGGGCGAUUCGGGCAGCACCAACAACACCAGCGCCAAUAACAAUGCAAACAACAAUAGUAGUAGCAACAACAACAGCGGUAACAACAACAACAACAGUAGCAGUGGCGGUGGAAGUGGCAGUGUGAGCGUCAGUACCGCCCCCAACCCUUCGGCGCCCGGCGUACAUUACUGAUACUCAAAUCUGCUUUUGCGUUAUUUUGAGAUGCAGUCGCGCAGUCUGCUGUUAGUCGCUGCCCAGCAGCAACAUCAGCAACAUCGGCAACAUCAGCAACAUUCAUCGCAACUAUAGCAGCGACGCCAUAUUGAAAGCUCACAGCAGUAGCAGCAGCAGCAGCAGCAACAGCAGCAACAGCAGAUGUUGCAACAUUAUAAGCUCACACAUCCACACCAGCAACAUAAACAGCUGCAACAGCAACAGAACAGCUUAGCCCAUGAGAUAUAUAUGGCUACAUAUCCACACAGCAGCAUUAGCAGCAGCAACAUGAGGAGCAGCAGCUAUCUACUGUAGCUGUACAGUAGCAACAUUAACAGCAGCAGCAUCAACAGCAGCAGCAACAUCAGCAAACCUUAACAGCUGCAAACAGAAAAGCUUAACCCUUGAGAUACAUAUAUAUGGCAACGCUGUCGUGUGGUUUUCAAACCACGCAUCCACACCCUAUUGUUUAUGCACUAAGCCUUUAUAAUUUUUAGUGAACAAAAACCAACACAAUUUGCUCAAAAUCCUUGAUUUCAAUUCGGUUUGCCAACGGUGGGCUUAGCUUGAGAAUACACACCUAACACGGCUUGAAUGUUACUAAGCGUUAUGAUUACAACUGUUCUUGAACGAUUACUUCGCUCUAUCAUUUACAUUCGUAACCCUGAUAUUUUAUUGUAAAUAUUGUAUAUUUGUGUAUAGUGAAUGGAAACUAAAACUGAAUUUUAAAUUAAUUAAGUCUGUAUAGCGUCAAACAAAUGCGGGGCAUUGCGAGCACAACAUUGGUUAGGCCCCCUGCCCCACAAAAAACAAAACAAACAAAAAAAUCAAGUUAUUUAUUGCUUUAUAUAGGAAUACAACAAAAUUGCAUAGGAGAAAUAUCAAUUACGAAAACGUGAUGUCGUAUUUAUAUCUAACGAAAAUACAAAAAAAAAAAACAAAAACAAAAAACAAAUACAAAAACCAAAAAAAUAUUUCAACCAAAUAGAAAUGUCAGUAAAACAGCAACUACGUAAAAUGAUAAAACGAAUGCGAUGAAAUAAAUUACUAUUUGACACAUAAGAAUAAAAGACAACAAAAAUUGUUAACCAAAAAGUUUUAUUUAAUUAUUUA